AUGAAUACGAAACAUUCAUCUUCUCCAACGAAGCUCUGGCAAUCAGAAAAUGUUAGGUCAGGUGUACACAGUAGCUCGCGGAUCGCACCACUUUGCCGUUGCGGAGACAACACUGCUCUACGUAGGGCAACAACUGAGAAGAAUUAUGGAAGGAACGUAGAACACUGUUGUCUCAGCAAAGACAAAGUGGUGCGAUCCGCGAGCUACUGUAUACACCUGAUCCAAUACUUUCUGAUUGACUUGGCUUCGUUGGGGAAGAUGAAUGUUUCAUAUUCAUGGAGAAAAGGGAAGAAGAUGAAGAAAGUACAACAAUUUUUGAGAAGGAGAACGUUAACAAAAUUUUGUGAAGGAGAUUUUGAACCACUGUCAAAUACGAUGUCUGCAUGUAAAGAAGAAGAAGAAAAAUGUCAGUUCACUUGCCACCUCACGCAAAUAAAUGGACGUUGGAGGCCAAUUAACGGAAGGACUAACAUGGUUGCAUUUUAA
Messenger RNA from Vicia faba (fava bean), 486 nucleotides. The record is from the annotation of a GenBank genome assembly. NCBI's taxonomy places the organism in Eukaryota, Viridiplantae, Streptophyta, Magnoliopsida, Fabales, Fabaceae.